Molecule: messenger RNA, 1176 nt
Organism: Schistocerca serialis cubense
Lineage: Eukaryota; Metazoa; Arthropoda; Insecta; Orthoptera; Acrididae
Gene: Lamtor4
Product: ragulator complex protein LAMTOR4
Exons: 4
Coding region: 156-452 (98 amino acids)
Biological process (GO): positive regulation of TOR signaling; cellular response to amino acid stimulus
Cellular component (GO): Ragulator complex; lysosome
Molecular function (GO): guanyl-nucleotide exchange factor activity
Source: RefSeq, a predicted model, not a curated record
UGAUGAUGAUAUGUGAAAAACUUUGGAACACAAUGAUUGUAUCACCCAUGGUAUCACCUGUGACGCGUGAUCUUUGAGUUGUGGUCAUGUGGCUGCAGAUAAUGCAUGAAGUUUGACAGACGGGGGACAAAUAGAUUGAGGAUAUCGCCCCCAACAUGCUGAACUUGGAGCGAAUUCCAGAUCAAGUUGGAUACCUAGUGCUAACAGAAGAUGGAGCUGUUGUUGCUUCUGGAGGUGAACUGGAGAAUGAUGAACAUGUUGCUAAUGUGGUUACUGGUCUCAUAACUAUUGCCGACAAGGUGGAUCCAGUAGCAUUUCAAAAUGAAGAAGCUUUCAAGAGAGUCUCAGUUAUUUAUGAUGAUCACUGCUAUGUCAUAUGCCUGUCAAACAAGAAGAUUCAUGUUGUAAAGAGGAAGUUUGUUCCAAACCAAGUGGAUCCAGUAACUGUUUGAGAUUGUCAGCAGAUCGUUAAUUUAUGUAUAUUUUAUGCUGCUGUUGGUAUUUUUGUAUGGGCUGUUUUUCUUAUGUUCUGCCAUUUAUUUAAAUUUUGUUAAUUUAAUGCUUAGUGUUGUAAAUACUUUUCAGUAAUAUUGGGAUGACUGACCAGAAUAAACAUUAUCCUAGUCAUGCGUAAUAACUGUGUGCCUGGAAGUACGUGACAGGGGUCGAUGACUUUUGUCAAAAUUUAUACCCUAUGAUUGAAGAGACUGAUUAUGUAGAUGACCUCAUCUUUCAGUUAUACUAGAUGUUCAGUUUUAAAUGUAGGUCAUAUUAAUGUAUUCAGUGAUCUCUACCGAGCUUUCCAUUACAGUCAAAAUAGUGCCUGUUUAUAUGAAAUGCCUUUUUUUACAUAUCAGAGUUUGGAAUAACUGUUGAGAUUGAACUGUUUGUCUGCUGUUGCUUGCAUGCAGUUUUUAAACAAGUGUAUUGUAAUAGAUGCAGAAUAGCACAAUUAAUUUGUAUUAACAUAUUUUUGUACGUUCUGGUGUCAUUGCUACAUUAGUGUCCUCACUGCACAGUUUGUUCCUCAUUGUGUUCACUACCUUGUGUGUUUGCUUUAUUUAAUGUUACUCUUCCUUGCUCACAGCAGAUAAUUUAUUGAACCAGUCAAUACAUGUGAAAAAGAGAGACUUAAUUUUGUAAAUUGUUUUUAGAAAAUAAACAAAAUGCUUAUAA